Messenger RNA from Camelina sativa (false flax), 1315 nucleotides. Its product is annotated as trihelix transcription factor GT-3b. Lineage: Eukaryota; Viridiplantae; Streptophyta; Magnoliopsida; Brassicales; Brassicaceae. The record is from RefSeq and is a predicted model, not a curated record.
GUGAGAAAAUUAGACUUCUUUCUCCCGACGUUUCACAUUACAAAACACACAAACCAAACAAAAAAACUAGUAUUGUAAUAUUUUUUAAUUUUCUUUUCUUUUUUGCGAUCUGAAAAAAAGUGAAAGCUCAUCAAAGAUUACAAUAACGUAAUCUUUCGCUUUAGAGAUCGUUUCUUGAUUCUGUUUCUCUUUUUUUUUUUAGUUUUAGUUCUUCUUGAUUCUUUCAAAUGGAUGGACAUCAUCAACAUCAUCACCUUCAGCAGCUUCAAUACCUCAACAAGCAUCAUCAUCUUCAUCAUCCUCAUCCCCAAUCGCAGACGCCGGAAAUAGCGUCUCCGGUAGCGGGUGGGGAUAGGUUUCCACAGUGGAGCGUUGAAGAGACGAAAGAGUUGAUAGGGAUAAGAGGAGAGCUAGAUCAGACUUUCAUGGAGACUAAACGGAACAAGCUUCUUUGGGAAGUUAUCUCUAACAAGAUGAGAGACAAAAGCUUUCCUCGUAGCCCUGAACAGUGCAAGUGCAAGUGGAAGAACCUCGUCACUCGUUUUAAGGGAUGUGAGACAAUGGAGGCAGAGAUAGCGAGACAACAAUUCCCUUUUUAUGAUGAUAUGCAAACUAUAUUUACCACUAGAAUGCAGAGAAUGCUAUGGGUUGAAUCCGAGGGAGGAGUAGGGGGAACAAGCGGGACAGCAGCGAGAAAGAGAGAGUAUUCUUCAGAUGAGGAAGAAGAGAAUGUCAAUGAAGAGCUAGUAGAUGUUAGCAACGACCCGAAAAUCCUAAUUAAUCCGAAAAAGAACAUUGCAAAAAAGCGGAAAGGCGGUAAUAAUAGUAGUAAUAGCAAUAAUGGUGUAAGAGAAGUGUUAGAAGAGUUCAUGAGACAUCAAAUAAGGAUGGAGAGUGAAUGGAGAGAAGGAUGGGAGGCGAGGGAGAAGGAGAGAGCAGAGAAAGAAGAAGAAUGGAGAAGGAAGAUGGAGGAGCUUGAGAAGGAGAGGGUGACAAUGGAGCGCAUGUGGCGGGAUAGAGAGGAGCAACGACGGUCGAGGGAGGAGAUGAGAGCAGAGAAGAGGGAUUCACUAAUUAAUGCAUUGCUUGCUAAGCUUACUAGAGAUGGUUCUCUCUAAUCUUUCUCAACUAUUCUUAACCUAAGAUAAAAUGUUCUUUUUAUGCUUGUUUGGGGUGUAGUGUAGGUUUAAUUAUUUGGUGGGGGAAAUAGUUAGUUUAAACAUGGAAACACUCAACACUCUAUAUUGUUUGAUGUGAUGACAUUUUGAGUUUUUGUGAGACCUCAGUAACAUAUUAACCCCACAUUCUUUCUUUC